Molecule: messenger RNA, 428 nt
Organism: Tribolium madens (black flour beetle)
Lineage: Eukaryota; Metazoa; Arthropoda; Insecta; Coleoptera; Tenebrionidae
Exons: 6
Coding region: 11-370 (119 amino acids)
Source: RefSeq, a predicted model, not a curated record
CAAACGAAGAAUGAAGACAGCUUGUUUGACCUUUUUACUACUUGGUAUUUGCUCCACAGUUAUGGGGAUGGCGCUUAUUGACGAUGGAACAGGUGCUUCAGAUAUCGGAUCAAGAGUAAGAAGUUUCUUAAUUAGGGAAUAUGUUAAUGGACUGAAAAAUUUGCCUAAAAAUAUAUUUGACAGCUUAAGUGUUAAUGCAAAGAAGUUGGAGGAAGUUAUGGAAAAUAAAGUCGUUAAACCUUUAGCAGGCCAAAUAAGUAGGGACUUCGUUAACGGACCACAAGAAUCACUAACUAAAUCACUAAAUGCAGGAGGAGCUACUGUUAGUGGAAAACCUGAGGCUGAUGGAAAAUCAACUUUAUCAAUAUAAGAUAUAAGAUUUGUACAAAACUAGAAGAAAAAUAAACACAAAUAAUAUUGUUUAAAAA